GGAAAAAUAGCACUCGCUGAUCUCGUGCGGUGAGAGUGACGGAGCUAGCUGCUGUUGCUGCUGCUGCUACUGCUGCUGCUGCUGCUGCUGCCGCCGCCGCCGCCGCUGCUGUUGCUGCUGCCGUAAAUUUUGUUUUGUGUCGUCGUGAGUCCGUCCGUCUCCGCGCGCGACGGCCAACAUUACGACGAUUCACAUUCUAUGAGCGCUCAGGGCCAAGGGGACCCUGGAGAAGAUCUCACGUCCAGGGCAGAAUCAGAGACAUCUUGUAACGAUAUGAAACGUGCAGCUGCCAAAAAAUUAAUUGAGUGCUACUUUUACCAGCUGACCGAUGGUUGCGGUAAUCGUGAUUGUGGCAAUCAGUACUGUGCAUCUAGUGGAAAACUUACGAACCUGACAGCAGAUGAAGCAGCCGCUCAAGCUAUUAGCUUAUUUUCAAAAGAUGCAAGAUUGUGCGACGGUGUCCAUCCAACCAAAGUCGCAAGAACAACCAUGGAACCAGGUCCAGCAUCUCUAGCCAAAAGUCUACCAAAUAAAAAUGUUAAUCCUACAUGCUCUGUAGAAGGAAAGUCAGUGCCAUAUCUUACCGAAACAAAACUUCUUGAUAUUAUUAGCAAGUGUAAGUCAGAAGGUUCAUACUGUCUUCUCAUUAGGACAUUGGGAGAAGUUUUUUCGUCAGCACAAGCUCUGAGCCAAAGUUUUUUAAAGUCUGAAAAAGAUGAUUCACCACUCACAGUCUUGCUUGAUAGAGCUCCUGCAUCUUUGCUGUGUCCUUCGGGAGAUUUAAGUAAAGAGGCAGUUAGAUCGUUACAAGGCGAAGAUAAAGAAGAAGACAGCAGCGAUCCUACACCAACAGUUCCUCAGAUUGAUGACACUAAUGUAGAUUUACCAGCGGUUCGUCGAACUUUUGCCGCCCUUUGGUCUUUACCAGGGGAAGCGUUCGAAUCUGCAUUAGUACAUGCUCUAGUCACGUUGGCUGAUAAUAUAGAAUUAAAUUUGCGAGUAUUUAGUGGUAAUUCUGAGGAUAGCACAGACAGCCUGCUAAAUGUAUUUUUAAUUGUCUUCGAGAUCCCUGUUUUGGGAAGCAGUGAAUAUUUAGAAAUGGCUUUGCACAUGUUGUGCAAAGCUGCAUCUUGUUUACCUAUUUCGGAUCAAGCCAAACUUGCUUGUAUUUGGGCUCGGCAUUGUAAAACACGAUUGCCAAGUCUACUUCAAUCGCUCCAGCAACUUAUUACUGUUAAAGUUAUUGGAGGUACAUUCACACGAGAUUACUGUGUUCAAGAUACAGAUACUAUUACAGCAACAACGAAAGUAAUGAAAAUUGUGUACUUUGCUAGUAUUUUAGCUGGUGAGCUGGAUUCACCAGAGCUUGCUCUUGACGAAGAUAACGAAUCCAAUAAUACUGAGAAAUCUAACCAAAGAGCUUCGACAAUUGCUCAGGAUCCACUAGCUGUUGAAUUAGCAAUCUCAUCGGUGGAUGCUCGUAAACCUCUUAUACCGUUUAUUGACUUUUAUAAUGAGCCUUUAAGUGAUAUUGUUGAAAUGGAUAAAGAUUUUGCCUAUUACAAGAGUGAGCAGCCAAAGAAAUUUAGUUUUAUGAAUUAUGCGUUCAUUCUUACACCUGCUACAAAAACUCUUGGUUUAUAUUAUGACAAUCGUAUAAGAAUGUAUAGCGAACGUCGAGUAAGUUUUCUACAAGCAGUAGUUGGACAGCCUACGACUCCAUACCUUAGACUGAAGGUAAGAAGAGAUCACUUAAUUGAAGAUGCCCUCAUUGAAUUAGAAGUAGUAGCUAUGGAAAAUCCUUACGAUCUUAAAAAACAACUAGUGGUUGAAUUUCAAGGUGAGCAGGGUGUUGACGAAGGUGGAGUUUCUAAAGAAUUUUUUCAAUUAGUCGUACAAGAAAUUUUUAAUCCAGAUUUUGCUAUGUUUACAACACAGGAGGAUACACAAACGACGUGGUUUAAUCCAACAUCUUUUGAAAGUGACGCACAAUUUACUCUUAUAGGCGUAGUUCUUGGAUUAGCCAUUUACAAUAAUGUUAUAUUAGACGUACGUUUUCCAAUGGUUGUAUAUCGUAAGUUAUUGGGUAGAAAAGGCAGUUUUCCUGAUUUAGAGGAUUGGAGUCCAACGCUUUACCGAACCUUAUUAGAAAUGCUAGAAUAUACCGGAGAUGAUAUGCAAGAUAUGUUUAUGCAAACUUUUAGAGUAGGUUAUAAAGACGUAUUUGGUUCUUAUUUAUUCCAUGAGCUUAAGGAAAAUGGUGAUGAAAUUUAUGUUACGCAAGAAAAUAAAAAAGAAUUUGUAGAUUUGUAUGCAGAUUUUUUACUCAAUAAAUCCGUAGAAAGGCAAUUUAAAGCAUUUAGACGUGGUUUCCAAAUGGUGACGGACGAAAGCCCACUAGCUCUAUUAUUUAGACCAGAAGAAAUCGAGCAAUUAGUCUGUGGGAGCAAGAUUUUCGAUUUUGCGGAAUUGGAGGCGUCGACGGAAUAUGAAGGUGGAUAUACAUCAGAGAGCGAUACUGUACGUAAUUUCUGGCAAGUCGCUCAUUCUUUGACCCCUGAAUAUCAGCGAAGACUUUUGCAAUUCACAACUGGUAGUGAUAGGGUGCCUGUUGGUGGUUUAUCACGUCUUAAAAUGGUAAUAGCACGCCAUGGUCCAGAUUCCGAUAGAUUACCAAUAGCUCAUACCUGUUUUAAUGUGUUACUGUUACCAGAUUAUAGUACAAUAGACAAACUACAGGACCGAUUAUUGAAAGCUAUUAAUUAUUCAAAGGGCUUUGGUAUACUUUAAAUAAUUAAAAGGCGCUAUUUUUCAUUAGUUACAAGGCAUAUCAGGAGAAAAAUAAUUUUGUUAAGCUGUCAUUACAUGGGUACAAAAGUGUGUAGAAAAGAAAGUGGAGCAAUUUGCAUCAUUAAUUUCGUUUCACCAGCGCAUAAUUCAUGGAUGUUUUUGGUACUUUUAGUCAUUUAGUACGCGUUGUUGGAACGAAAUUGAAUGUUGUAAUUGUUUAUUAUCAUGGAAAGCGGAAACGAAUCUCUCACACAAACGCUUUUUCUAUUCCAUGUUUCAUCAGCCUUAGUCACAGAUUUUUAUUUAUUGUGAAUGUUAUGCUAAUUUAUAAUGUUUCUCUUAACUCUAAAAUAAUUCAAAAUUGACAUUUUUUUAUAAACGCGUGCUUGUGAGUUGACGAUUUAGCAUUACAAAAUCCAUAAUUAAUUUUUACUUAAGUGUAAAGUGUCGAGAAUUUCGUUAGCGACUGUCAUUUCGUUAUUUAUAAUGCAAUUGAACAUGAAAUUGGCACAUACACUAAAGAAGUUAAAAAAAAAUAUUUAAAAAGAAAAAAAAAAGAAAAGAAAUGACUGUGAUGCGAGUAUAAAUGUCGAGUAAUUGCAUAAUAAACUGUGUACAGAAUGUUUUACAUAUGUACAUGUUUUUUUAAGAAUUUUUUUAACCUUUAAAAUUUUAUGCAUAAUAUUAAUAAUGAAA
Messenger RNA from Ceratosolen solmsi marchali, 3486 nucleotides. It is a transcript of the gene Ube3a, whose product is annotated as ubiquitin protein ligase E3A. Gene Ontology annotation, molecular function: ubiquitin protein ligase activity. The transcript has 11 exons. NCBI's taxonomy places the organism in Eukaryota, Metazoa, Arthropoda, Insecta, Hymenoptera, Agaonidae. The record is from RefSeq and is a predicted model, not a curated record. Bases 199 to 2790 code for a protein of 863 amino acids. Gene Ontology annotation, biological process: protein polyubiquitination.